ACGACACUCUGUUUCAAGUUUCAAGCGCAGGUGCGGGGCCGAGAUUCCUUAACUGGUAAAGCGCCCCCCAGGAAAGACAAGGGAUUUUCACCAAGCAGCCAAAGAUCGCGGUGCGUGGAGAUCAAUCGUCCAUCACCAAUCAAGACUGCAACCGCACAAGCCCGCCACCCGCCGUGCUCUUUGUUUAUUAGGCCGUUCUCGACUUACUGCUACUAG
Messenger RNA from Pyricularia pennisetigena, 216 nucleotides. RefSeq lists its product as uncharacterized. Lineage: Eukaryota; Fungi; Ascomycota; Sordariomycetes; Magnaporthales; Pyriculariaceae. The transcript has a single exon. The record is from RefSeq and is a predicted model, not a curated record. The annotation marks the transcript as partial.